CUGCGCGGGAGGCGGCGGCGCGAGGCAAGCCGGGCGCGGCGGCAGCGGGGACGACCCGGGCUGGAGCUGAGGCCGAGCUGAGGGCGCCCGAGCCCCCCGCCCCGCGCGUCCUCUGGCUCCGCAGCGCUCAGCCCCGGGCCCGCGGAGACAUGAACGCCCCGCGGCCCUACGCACCCCGGGCGCAGCGUCCCGGCCCCGCGGCCCCAUGAUGGGCUCCUGCGUGUCGCGAGACCUGUUCACAAGUGCCCACAAGAACUGCCCCAUGCCCCAGGGCGCGGACCCCUUGAACCCAGACCUGCCCUCGGGCCGCACUCCCACCGUAGCUCCAGACCAUCUCAUUGGCAAGGACAAACAGAUGGAUUUCUGUUGGGAUCCUUGGCAGAGGUGCUUCCAGACCACCAACGGCUACCUGUCCGACUCCAGGUCCCGCCCCGGCAACUACAACGUGGCAGCCCUGGCCACCUCGUCCCUUGUGGGGGUGGUGCAGAGCAUCAAGGACCACAUCACAAAGCCCACGGCCAUGGCCCGAGGCCGCGUGGCCCACCUCAUCGAAUGGAAGGGCUGGAGUGCCCAGCGGGCAGGCUGGGAGCUGUCCCCAGCUGAGGACGAGCAUUACUGCUGCCUCCCGGAUGAGCUGCGUGAGGCCCGCUUUGCUGCAGGGGUCGCCGAGCAGUUUGCCAUCACAGAGGCCACACUGAGCGCUUGGUCCUCGCUGGACGACGAGGAGCUGCACCCCGAGAACAGCCCCCAGGGCAUCGUCCAGCUCCAAGAUCUGGAGAGCAUCUACCUUCAGGACAGCCUUCCCAGCAGCCCCUCGCAGGAUGACAGCCUUCAGGCCUUCUCCUCACCCAGCCCAUCCCCUGACAGCUGUCCCUCACCUGAGGAGCCCCCCAGCACCACUGGCAUCCCGCAGCCCCCUAGCCCAGAGCUGCAGCAUCGGCAGCGGCUGCCCGGGGCCCAAGGACCCGAGGGUGGGACCCACCUGCCAGGCUCCCUCCCCUCCAUGGACAGCGGCUCCCUCUGGGAGGAGGACGAGGUGUUCUAUAACUGAGGCAGGGGCUGUGCUGGUCCGGCACCUGCUCUCAACACGACCUUGCCUGGUGGGCAGCCCAGGCAUAUCUGGACCCCGGGGUCCAGGGCAGGGCAUCUCUUGACCCCUCGGGUAGGCACAGGGUAGGUGCGGCAGGGAUGGGGCCAGCGCUCAUGGUGGCCUCUCUGUGCCUCGGUGGACCUGCCCCAGCAGUGGGAGCCAUAACCCCCUCCCCCUUCAUUACUUCACUCAGGUGGGCACCUUCCCCUGCAGGGUGUCUGCCCUCAGGGAACUCAAGGACUCACAGAGACACCAGGGCAGCCUGGCCCAGAGAAGCAACAGCCAGGCCCCCAGGAGGACAGCCAUGGACAGAACUGAGACCCACUCAGAGCGGGGUCUGGGAACUUUGCCUGUACCUGGGGUUCAGUCUCUCCCCACUCCCUCCGUGUGUCUGCCCCCCAGCAAAGUGGGGUGACCACUUUUGGUAGCUAAGCACCUGCUCCCCGGCUCUCCUCACCCAGGACAUCUGUGUCUCUGGAGUGUCUGUCUGUCUGUCCCUCCUUCUCUGAACCUGCUUCCUCGGUGUCCCCUGCUCCUCGCCCCUGGGAGCCCACUCCCCCUCCUUGCAGCUCCCUCCCAUCUCACUCAAGGUUCUCUGAGGACAUUAAAGUGGUGGAUUCACCCUGGAUGACCUUGGCCUGGUCUCUGCUGGGGAAGAUGUCAUCUUGGGCCCCUGGACAGAGUCCAGAGGGAGUCAGGGAAGGUCCCUACUGCCAAUGCUCACACAGCUGGUCAACCUGCCCCCACCCAGCCAGAGAGGGCCCAUGGAGGAUGCCCAAGGCUCUGUGGACUCCACAAGGAGCUACACUUGGGGACCCAGCUUUAUGAGCUGUGGCUCAGCCAAGCAGGAGACUAGGGCUUGAGCGACACAGGGUCCUGCUUAACCAUGAGGACAAGCAUCAUAGACCUGGUGGGAGACCCUCUCUCCCUGGCAUCUCCCUGCCAAGAAAUGGAGCAUGAGGAGGAGCCCAGGGGCCCGGGCCUGCAGUGCCCACGUGACCACGGGAAACUCACUCUGGGCCAGCGCAG
Molecule: messenger RNA, 2119 nt
Organism: Pongo pygmaeus (Bornean orangutan)
Lineage: Eukaryota; Metazoa; Chordata; Mammalia; Primates; Hominidae
Gene: FAM131C
Product: family with sequence similarity 131 member C
Exons: 7
Coding region: 206-1051 (281 amino acids)
Source: RefSeq, a predicted model, not a curated record